AUGCUCGCACAGUAUAAGCCUCGAAAUACAAGAGAUGAGACAGUCAGAAUACUCAGGAGCUUUAUCGACAAUUUGCCCGUGAAAAGUAAGAGAGUGUUGACCAAGUACAUCAAUGUCAGCAAUGAUGACAAUUUAUUCGAUCUGGCUCAUCAUCUCCAGACGGCAAUUCUAAUACCGAGUACGUAUAUUAUACUAUACCCCCUUUUUUUUUCACCCUUGUCAGCAACAGAUAAUACAAGAGAUAAUGUGGCGUCUGAAAUGACGCAGUCGAGUACUAGAAGAAAUCAUCUAGAAUGGCUGAAGAAAACCUGCUUGGAGCGUGACAACUACCAGUGUGUUGUGACAAAGUUGUGGGAUCCUAUAGCUGAGCCUAUCUUUAACCUUCAGGAACAAGGCAAGAUGACUGCCAACACUCGACUGGUGCAUAUAAUCCCAUUUUCUAUGGGAUGCUGGGACAAUGAUUGGAAGGCGAAGGAAAUCGCCCAAUCUUGGGAGACCUUAUACCUCUUAUUUCCCGACAUCCAAGAGAUUAUCAAGCCCAUUACAAUCAACUCCCCCGCAAAUGCGAUGACCAUGAACACAGUUGUCCAUGAAGAUUUUGGCAGUUUCAAGAUUGCACUCAUACCAACAGACACAGAUAGCACAUAUAGGAUUAAGACAUACCCACUGCAUCAGACUCUCGUUGACCAAUUCUAUGAGAAGCCCAUAACCUUCACCACGCACAGCGGCUCGGAAUUGCCUAGUAAAGUCCUUCUUGAAACUCAUGCUGUGAUCGCGGAGAUUCUACAUGCGUCGGGGCAGGGGGAGGAGAAAAUUGAUGAACUCCUCCGCAAGUGGGACGAUAUUGGAUGCCUGGCAUCUGAUGGAAGUACGGAUCUCGAGAGCCUUCUUUUGUUGGUGAGUCAGUGA
Aspergillus fischeri NRRL 181 is the source of this 909-nucleotide messenger RNA. Its product is annotated as HNH endonuclease signature motif containing protein. Bases 1 to 909 code for a protein of 302 amino acids. The record is from RefSeq and is a predicted model, not a curated record. The transcript has 4 exons. Lineage: Eukaryota; Fungi; Ascomycota; Eurotiomycetes; Eurotiales; Aspergillaceae.